CGCUGUAGCGAGAGCGGCGGGGAAAGUGGUCGGUUCUCCAGCCUCACCGGCUCAGGACGAGGCAGCAGUGUGGAGAAGGUGCAGGUGAUGUGGAGUGAAGGUUCUGGUGGCAGGAUGACGGUGGCCAAGCUGCUCCUCUCCUCUUUCCUCCUACACUCGCUCAGCGAAGCCUUUAACCAACCUCCACGGUUCCAGAAUUACUUCUUCCAGUCAUACCUGCUGAUCUAUGAGAACACUCCAGUGGGUUCAUCAGUGACUCAGCUCCAGGCGGUGGACCCUGAUGGAGAGCCGUUGAUUUUCGGUGUGGUUGGUGAGGAAGCCUCACGCUUCUUUGCUGUGCAGGAGAAUACUGGGGUGGUGUGGCUUCGGCAACCGCUCGACAGAGAGACCAAGUCUGAGAUGCAGGUGGUGUUUUCGGUCAGUGACAGUCAGGGGGUGGUGAAGGACACAGUGAAUAUCCAGAUUGGAGAUGUGAAUGACAACUCCCCAUCCUUCCACAACCAGCCGUACACUGUUAACAUACCGGAGGACACUCCAGUGGGGACCUCCGUGUUCAUGGUUAAUGCUACAGACCCUGACCAGGGCACCGGGGGCAGUGUGCUUUUCUCCUUCCAGCCACCAUCUCCAUUCUUCUCCAUCGAUGGCGCUCGAGGAAUUGUCACAGUGGCCAGACGUCUGGACUAUGAGACGACAAUAGCCUACCAGCUUACUGUCAAUGCCACGGACCAGGACAAGCUCCGCCCUCUCUCUAGUCUAGCUAACUUGGCCAUCACCAUCACUGAUGUUCAGGACAUGGACCCUAUCUUUACGAAUCUGCCCUACAGCACCAAUGUAGAGGAGGAAGCACCGCUGGGCUUCGAGGUGCGAAAGAUCAGAGCGAUCGAUCAAGACCUGGGUCGACCUCGCGGAAUCGGAUACACCAUCGUAUCAGGAAACACCAACAGUGUGUUUGCAUUAGACUACAUCAGCGGGUCCCUGACCGUGAACGGCCGUCUGGACCGAGAGAACCCACUGUACUCGGCAGGAUUCAUACUCACAGUGAGGGGUACUGAGCUGAAUGAUGAUCGUACUCCCUCUGCUGCCUCCGUCCUCACCACCUUCACCAUCCUCCUCAUCGAUAAGAAUGAUAAUGCUCCCAAGUUUAACAGCUCAGAGUACCGUGUGCGCAUCACUGAACUGGCCCAGGUGGGCUUUGCCCUGCCCCUGUCCAUACAGGUGGAGGACAAAGACGAGGGAGUGAACAGUAUGUUCGAGGUCAUUCUAAUUGGGAAUAAUUCGGACCAUUUCACCAUUUCCCCCACAUCCGUGCAGGGCCGUGCUGACAUCCGUGUGCGUGUAGCUGUGCCUCUGGACUUUGAGACUAUCAGGAGCUACAGCUUUUCACUGUACGCCAACGAGUCUCUGUCUGAACAUGUGGGCUUCGCCAGAGUCUUCAUCGACCUGAUCAACGAGAAUGACAACAGGCCGGUGUUCAGCCGGGCGCUGUAUAACAUCAGCUUACUGGAGAGCACGCCGACCGGAACGUCUCUGCUGCAGAUACAGGCCACAGAUAAUGACUUUGGGACGUUUGGCGUGGUGCGCUACUACUUCAGCGAUGAGCCAGACCAAUUCUCACUGGAUGCUGACACAGGCUGGGUGACUCUGAAGGACCGUCUGGAUUACGAGCUGAUGCGUCGCUACACUCUGACCAUACUGGCCCGGGAUGGAGGAGGGGAGGAGACUACAGGUCGUCUCCGUGUCAAUGUGAUGGACGUGAACGACAAUCCGCCCGUCUUCCAGAAGGACGCGUAUAUGGGCUCGCUGAUGGAGAAUGAGCAGGCCCCUCAGCAGGUGGCCAGAGUCAGGGCGACUGAUGAGGACUCUCCUCCUAAUAACAUCUUGACCUACUCCAUCAUAUAUGCCUCGCAGUUCCAGAGUUAUUUCAGCAUUACCAUGGUGGAAGGCUAUGCAGUGGUCAUGGUGAACAGACCUUUAGACUAUGAGCAGAUUCCUGGAGGAAUGAUCUAUCUGACCCUGAUGGCCAGAGACGGAGGGAAUCCUGCCCAGAACAGCACCGUGCCCAUUACUGUGGAGCUGUUUGAUCAGAAUGAUAACCCUCCUGAAUUCAGCCAGCCUUCAUAUAUUGUCAGAAUUCCAGAGAACAUGGUUGCAGGGGCAACAGUGCUGUUUGUGACGGCCACAGAUCUAGACGCAUCAAGAGAGUUUGGACAAGCUUCUCUGAUCUACUCCCUCCAGGGACCCUCAGAGUUCAGACUCAACACACGUUCGGGAGAGAUUACCACCACAGCCCUGCUGGAUCGUGAGGCGAAAUCCGAGUACAUCCUGAUUGUGCGAGCAGUUGAUGGAGGGGUGGGGCCUCUGCAGAAGACGGGCAUCGCAACGGUGAACAUAACCAUACUGGACAUUAACGAUAAUGCCCCCAUCUGGCAGGACGAGCCCUAUCUGGCUAACGUUGUGGAAAUGAGUCCGAUCAAUACUGAUGUCAUCUCUGUGCUGGCAUGGGACCCUGAUAAUGGAGAGAAUGGUACAGUCAUGUACAGCAUCAGUCCAGCCAAUCCCUUCUACAUAAUCAACAACCGGACAGGCAAAAUCCGCACCAGUGGAGCAAUUCUGGACAGAGAGAGUCUAGACCCUAGAGCCACUCAGCUCAUGAGGACCAUCGUCAUCUCCGCCACUGACCGUGGAAACCCGCCACUGCGUUCCUCAGCCAGCACCACAGUCUACGUCAACCUGCUGGACCUCAAUGACAACGACCCUGCCUUCCUCAACCUGCCGUUUGUCGCUGAGGUUCCAGAGGGCCUUCCUAUUGGAUCGUCUGUCUUCAGGGUGCAGGUGCAAGACCCUGAUGAAGCGGAGAAUGGAGCGGUCACUCUGGGUCUGCAGGUGGGCAUGCCCCGGCUGGACUUCCGCCUCAACAGCAGCACAGGGGUGCUGUUCUCCACGGCUGCGCUGGACCGUGAGCAAAUCGGACAGUACUACCUGCGGCUGGUGGCCUUUGAUGCAGGACAGUAUCCUCGCACCUCUACCAGCACCCUUACUAUCACAGUGUUGGAUGUUAAUGAUGAGACGCCCACAUUUUUCCCGCGUGUGUAUAACGCCUCAGUGCUGGAGAGCGUCCCGCGCGAUUUUGUGGUGGUCAGGCUCAACUGCUCUGAUAAUGAUGCUGGACUCAACGCUGAGCUCAGCUAUUUCAUCACAGGUGGGAACCAGGAUGGAAAGUUCAGUGUGGGCUUCAGGAAUGGUGUUGUGCGCACUGUGGUGGACCUGGACCGUGAAACACAAGCGUCGUACACACUCGUCAUCGAGGCCAUCGAUAAUGGCCCGGCUGGGGACAGAAAGACAGGCACAGCCACAGUUUAUGUGGCAGUACUGGACGUUAAUGACAACAGGCCCAUCUUCCUUCAGAACAGCUACGAGACCACCAUUCUGGAGAGUGUGCCAAGAGGAACCAGCAUACUGCAGGUCCAGGCUACAGAUGCUGAUCAGGGGGAGAAUGGCAGGGUUCUGUACCGAAUUCUCUCGGGUAACAGUGGUGGUCAGUUCAGUAUAGACCUCCUGUCUGGUCUGAUCACUCGUGGGCAGCGAGCGCUGGACAGAGAGACCAGUAGUUCACACCUGCUGGAGGUGGAGGCUUACAACAGUGACCAGGGCAGCAUGAGGAGCUCUGUCAGGGUAAUAGUGUAUGUGGAGGAUGUGAAUGAUGAGCGUCCUGUCUUCACCCAGCAGCAGUACAACAGGCUGGGACUCAGAGAAACUGCGGGAAUCGGAACCUCUGUUAUCGUGGUUCGAGCUGCUGAUCCAGACACAGGAGAUGGAGGUGCAGUAUCAUAUGCUAUGGUUGCUGGUUCAGACCGUAAGUUUGAAGUAGACAUCAGCACAGGUUUAGUGACCACAGUGGACUACCUGGACUACGAGACCAAGACCAGUUACCUGAUGAACAUCUCGGCCACAGACCAGGCCCCUCCCUUCAACCGGGCCUUCUGCACUGUGUACGUCACUCUGCUGAAUGAGCUGGACGAGGCUGUGGCCUUCCUAAUGGCUGGGUAUGAAACCUCGCUCAGGGAGAACAUUGCCACGGGAACGGAGGUGAUCCAGGUGCGGGCUCAGUCAGCUGAUAACCUGAACCAGCUGACCUACCGCUUUGACCCAGACACAUCGCCCGCCGCACUCGCCCUCUUCAAGAUCGACAGCGUCACGGGUCGAAUCACUGUGACUGGUCUGAUUGAUCGAGAGAGGGGCGACUCCUACACCCUCACUGUGGUUGCUGAUGAUGGAGGGCCUAAAAGAGGCUCCACUGUGAAGGUGUCCAUAACCAUUCUUGAUGAAAAUGACAAUAGCCCUGAAUUUGACCUCACGUCGGACUUGUCAGUAAAUGUUCCGGAGGACACACCCAUGGGCCGGAGAGUGGCUGUGGUGCUGGCACGGGACAGAGACGCUGGAAGAAAUGGACUGGUAAACUUCACAUUGGCGGCAGGGAACAUGCAGGACGUGUUUGAGAUCCGAACGAUUAACAACACAUAUGGAGACAUUUAUGUUAACGCCCCCCUCGACAGAGAAGCGAUAGACCGCUACCUGCUCAAGGUGCGGGCCACGGAUAACGGCUCUCCUCCUAGGUUCACAGACCACUCCCUGACCAUAAACAUUGUGGAUGUGAAUGAUAAUACUCCUGUAGUGCAGAGCCCUCGCGGCUACAACGUCAGCAUCAGUGAGAACGUAGGUGGUGGCACAUCGGUCCUGCGUGUGGUCGCUACUGACCGAGACAUUGGGCCCAAUGGCAUGCUGUCCUACUACAUUACCGACGGCAACCAGGACCUCACCUUUCGCAUGGAUCGAAUGACUGGAGAGAUAGUGACCCGACCUUCACCUCCCGACAGAGAGAGACAGCAACAGUACACACUCACCGUCACUGUGGAGGAUGAAGGCAACCCACCGCUGUCGACCUCCACCAUGGUGUGGGUGCGGAUAAUAGACGAGAAUGACAAUGCCCCUGUCUUCGCUGCAAAGGAGUAUGUGACUGUUCUCACUGAGGGUCCAAACACUGUAGGGUCCACUAUUGCCACUGUUACCGCCACUGACCCCGACGAGGGGCUCAACGGCACUCUACGCUAUGCCAUCACCCUCGGCAACCUGGCUGAAACAUUUAGCAUUGGUCCUACUACGGGUCGGAUAGUGGUGAUGAAGGAGCUAGACUACGAGAUCAGCAGUGGACGGUACACGCUGGUUAUCACUGCUACUGACCAGUGCCCAAUACCACAACUCAGACUGACAUCUAGUGCCACUGUGCUGGUAAACGUGAUAGAUGUGAAUGACGUGACCCCACAGUUCCCCCGGCCCUUUGAGGGUCCUUUUGAGAUCACUGAGGGUCAGCCUGGACCCCGGGUCAGCACUGUUAAAGCUAGUGAUGAGGACUCGGGCCUCAAUGGAAAAGUGGAGUACAGCAUCACAGCAGGAGAUCCAAACAAUGAGUUCAUUGUGUCUCCUGUGGAGGGGGAGCUGAGAGUGAGAAGAGAUGUUGAACUGGAUAGAGAGACUACAGCCUAUUACAACAUCACCAUUACUGCUAGAGACCUGGGAACACCAUCACGGAGCAGCACGGUGAUAGUGGGGGUCCAGGUGUUGGACAUUAAUGAUAACGACCCCGUGCUUCGCAACUUGCCCUUGAACACCAGCGUAAGUGAGGGAGCGUCUGUACAUACCUCCAUCGCCCGCGUCCAAGCGCAGGACGCAGACAGCGGCCGUAAUGCUCUCCUCACCUACAACAUCACAGCGGGCAACCCAGACGGAGCCUUCUACAUCAAUGAAACUUCAGGAGUGGUUCAGGUGAACAGGCCGUUGGACAGAGAGAGAGUUGCUGAAUACACACUGACUAUCACGGUCAAAGACAAUCCAGAGAACCCCCGCAUUGCCCGCAGGGACUCAGAUGUGCUGGUGGUCACCAUUCUGGAUGUGAAUGACAACAGGCCCAUCUUCACGUCCACCAGCUACAGAGGGGAGAUCAGUGAGAACUCCCCCACAGGCAGCACUGUGUUGAUACUGAAUGGGCCUGUCCUGGCCGUGGACAGGGACAUUGGAGUUAAUGCUGUGGUGAAAUAUGGCCUUCUGGGAAACAGAGUGGACCUCUUCACCAUCAACUCCACCACAGCUGUGGUAUCAGUGCGUGAGGGUGCUGUGUUGGACAGAGAGGCGUUCUCCGACCCACGGGUGGAGUUGUUUCUGGUUGGGGAGGAUGUCGGGGAGCUAAACAGCAGUGUUCCUCUCACCAUCACCAUCCUGGACAGAAACGACAACCCUCCAGUGUUCAAUCCCUUGAGCUUCACCGUACGCCUGCCUGAAAACAGCCCUACAGGUGUUGUAGUGACCCAGCUGUCGGCAACAGACGCGGAUGCUGGCUCUAACGGGUGGCUGCAGUACCGCCUGGAGAGCGGCGCUCAGGACCGCUUCAUAGUGGACCCUCUUUCCGGUGCUGUCCUGGUGGGAAACGCCACGCUAGAUCGUGAGGAACGCGCGUCCUACCGGCUGGUCGUCGCAGCAACUGACCGGGGAACACCCCCACUAUCAGGCACAGCCACGCUGACGGUGGUCCUGGAUGAUGUGAAUGACUCUCGGCCGCGCUUUCUGCAGCCCGUCCAGACCAUCAGUGUGAAUGAGUCCACGCCACCUGGGGUGGUUGUGGCCACCCUCACUGCAGAGGACCCUGACCUCCGACCUCGUCUGGAGUAUUACAUCAUCUCUGUGGAAGCCAAGGACGAUGGGAAUAACCAAGUCAGAGGACUGCAGGAGUCAUUUGGGAUCGACUUUCACACGGGUGCUGUCUUUGUGCGAAACCCUUUGAACAGAGAGCUGGUUGCUACUUUUGAGAUCAUAGUGUCAGUGCAUGAUAAUGCCAGUGAUGUCAUUGACAUGUCGGUCAGUGUUCCCAAUGCCAGGCUGACCAUCAGCGUGCUGGACGUGAAUGAUAACGCACCCCGCUUUCGGCCUUUCGGUGUCACUAAUUUCUCGGAGAGUAUUCUGGAAGGAGCUCAGCCUGGCACCACUUUACUCUCAGUCUCUGCUGUAGAUCCAGACAAAGGCCCUAAUGGACAGAUCUUCUAUGAGCUCCUGCAUCUGCCCAGAGGAGGCUACGUCCGACUAGAGGACCCGUCUACAGGUAAGAUCAUAGCCAAUCGGACGGUGGAUUAUGAGCAGGUGCAGUGGUUGAACUUCACGGUUCGGACUCAGGAUCAGGGCAGCCCACCAAGGUUCUCUGAACUUCCUGUUUACCUGCGUAUUGUCGAUGUCAACGACAACAACCCCAUCUUCACACAGCCUUCAUACCAGAGGCCAGUGUUUGAGGACCUGACUUUGGGCACCAUUAUUGUGCGAGUAAGUGCUACAGAUGCAGACUCAGGACUCUUUGCCGUUAUCGAGUACUCGCUGGUGGACGGAGAGGGCAAGUUCGGAAUCAACCCCUCUACGGGUGAUAUCUACAUCUUGUCUUCACUGGACCGGGAGACUAAAGACCACUACACACUCACCGCCGUUGCUCGGGACAACCCCGGGGGCAGCCCCAGCAACCGCCGAGAAAAUUCAGUUCAGGUUUUGGUGACGGUUCUAGAUGUAAACGAUUUCCGUCCGCGGUUCUCCAAGCCUGUGUUCAGCACCAAUGUGUUUGAAAACGAGCCCAGUGGGACAUCUGUGAUAACACUGACCGCUACUGACCUGGACGAGGGGCAAAACGCCCUGCUCACAUACAGCCUGCAGGGGCCUGGGGCAGAUGCAUUCUCUCUAGAUCCUGACACUGGCUUGAUUCGCUCACUGCGUCUCCUGCACAGUUUUGAGAGGUUUAAUCUGACUGUAGUGGCUACAGAUCACGGUCGGCCUCCACUCUGGGGCACCGCCAGCCUCCAAAUCACGGUCAUCGACGUCAACGACAACAGACCUGUCUUUGUCAGACCAGCCAACGGCACCAUCAUGCACAUCCUCGAGGAGCAGCCCCCCGGCCUGGUGGUGUAUGAGGUGUUUGCGACAGAUGAGGAUGAGGGUGUGAAUGGUGAGGUGCGCUACAGCUUCCUGCAGACCGGAGCGGGGAACAGGGACUGGGAAAACUUUCACAUCGACGCUCUGAACGGCGUCAUCACUACGGCCGUCAAACUGGACCGAGAGAAGCAGGCCCUAUACAGCCUGAUUGUGGUAGCGUAUGACCUAGGCCAGCCCGUCCCAUAUGAGACCACCCAGCCUCUGCAGGUGGCCCUGUCUGACAUAGACGACAAUGAGCCUGUCUUCCUCAAACCACCGAGAGGUGGACUGCUGUUCCAGUCUCUGUCUGUCCCAGAGCACUCUCCUCCUGGCACUGUGGUGGGGAAUGUUACAGGAGCUGUGGAUGCAGAUGAGGGCUCCAAUGCUAUUGUCUACUACUUCAUCGCAGGGGGAGACACUGAGGGCAACUUUGGCCUGAGCGUGGCCGGAGUUCUGCGGGUGAAGAAGGACCUGGACCGCGAGGACAUUCCGAUGUAUUCUAUCAUUGUCAAGGCAUCCAGCAACCGCAACUGGUCCCCACCAAGGGGUCAAAGGUCACAGAGAUAUCGGGCGCUUGACCCAAGCCGUGACCCGACGCUGCAAGAAGUCAGGAUCUACCUGGAGGACAUCAAUGACCAGCCCCCAAGAUUCACCAAGCUAGAGUACACUGCAGGUGUGGCUGCGGAUGCUAAGGUGGGCUCUGAUUUGAUCCAAGUUCAAGCCAUUGACAAUGACAUCGGCAACAACAGUCUCAUUUUGUAUCAUAUUCUGUCCAUACGCUACAUCAAACUACUGUCCAACGAUUCUGAGGACAUUGGCAAUGUCUUCAUCAUUGGUGAAACAGAUGGUAUAAUCCGAACAUUUGACCUCUUCACGGCGUAUGACCCAGGCUAUUUUGUGGUGGAGGUGCUGGCGAGAGACCUGGCUGGACACAGUGAUGUGGCGCUGGUGGGCAUUUACAUUCUCCGGGAUGACCAGAGGGUGAAGCUCAUCAUUAAUGAGAUACCAGAGCGGGUCUGGCUCUUCCAAGAAGAGUUCAUCAACCUGCUCUCAAACAUCACAGGAGCCAUAGUGAACAUGGAUGAUGUACAGUUCCAUGUGGAUAAAAAGGGCAGGGUGAACUUUGCACAAACGGAUGUGCUGAUUCACGUGGUCAACAAGCAGAACAACCGCAUCCUGGAUGUGGAGAGGGUGAUUCAGAUGAUUGAUGAGAAUAAGGAACAGCUGAGAAAUCUGUUUAGGAACUAUAACGUCCUGGAUGUCCAGCCUGCAGUGAGUGCACGAGCCCCUGAUGACCUCACCACCCUACAAAUGGCUAUAAUAAUCCUGGCUGUGCUGCUGUUUCUGGCAGCCAUGCUAUUCAUCUUUAUGAACUGGUAUUACAGAACAGUACACAAGAGGAAGCUGAAGGCCAUCGUCGCUGGCUCCACAGGGGACAAGGGCAUGAUGGACAUCCUGGAUAUGCCCAACACCAACAAGUAUUCGUUUGAAGGAGCCAAUCCUGUAUGGCUGGACCCAUUCUGCAGAAACCUAGAGCUGGCUGCUCAGGCUGAGCAUGAAGACGACUUGCCUGAGAAUCUGAGUGACAUCACUGAUCUGUGGAACAGUCCAGCUCGCACUCACGGCACUUUUGGCCGUGAGCCUCACGCCUCUAAACCAGAGGAUGACCGCUACCUCAGAGCUGCCAUUCAGGAGUAUGAUAACAUUGCUAAGCUGGGCCAGAUCAUGCGAGAGGGACCCAUUAAGGGCUCACUACUAAAGGUGGUACUGGACGAUUAUCUGAGACUCAAAAAGCUCUUCGCCGCCCGUCUGGUUACCAAGUCAACCAGUCAGGACCAGUCAUCAAUCACAGAGCUGGUCCAGAGUGACCUGGACGACGAUGACGAGGAGCAAAUCGGUGUAGGAGGAAGAGGAACACUUCGAUUUAAGCACAAGCACCCGGUGGAGUUGCGUGGCCCAGACGGUGUGCAUGUGGUCCAUGGCAGCACAGGCACCCUACUGACCUCUGACCUCAACAGCCUGCCAGAGGACGACCAGCGGGCCCUGGCCAGAUCCCUGGAGGCAUUGCACGCUGACGGCGGACUUUACGCUGAGCGCAACGCCCGCACAGAGUCAGCCAAGUCCACACCCAUGCACCGCAACAAGGCCACACUGUCCGAAAGCCCGCUGGAGAUAACAGAGUUAUGACUAGCCGAGGCCUCGCUGGUUUGAGAAGAGCUGCAAAGUACUAGCCCCUCCUGACCACCAUCCUUCGCUACCUCCUCAUCCUCACUAUGCUGGGAGUAGGGAUGGGCAUGUUAACCCUGUUUACCAUUCAAAUAUACACAUUAUUAACAAUGUUCACAAAUCUCAGCAAAUAUUUUGACUGUUAACAAAAUAAGAGAGUUUUAUUAUUUGUUUAUUUUGUCCAGUUAACAUAUAAUGUGAUCUGUACCUGAAUUAAUAUCUUUAGUUAUUAUUAUUGUUAUCUUUGUUUUUACAUGCGUAUGUGUGUUCACACCCUACAAGCUGACCUACAGAAGGAUAGUUUGCACAAUUUACACUGUCACCGUUUUAUUUUAAAUGUUUUCAUACACAGCUCCACAGAGAUAAUUUUGCCUAGCAUUAGACCCAGUAUAGGAGUACAUUAAAUGGCCAAAAGUAUGUAGACACCUGACCAACAUAUCAACAUGAGAUGGUGGGCAGCUUGCCCGUCUAAAAACCAUUAAUAUUGAGUCCCCCACCCCCACCCCUCUGCAGCUACAGUCUCCACUCUUUUGUGAACACUGGAGUGUGUCAGUGGGGAAUUUGUACCCAAGAAGAGCCUUUGAGAGCUCAGUCACUGAUGUUGGACGAGAAGGUCUGGUUCACAGUUGACCUUGUUAUUCAUCCCAAAUAAGUUCAGUGGAGUUGAGGUCAGGGCUUUGUGUAGGCCACAACAAACCAAUCAAGCCAUGUCUUUAUGGAGCUCACUUUCUGCACAGGGGCACAAUCAUACUUCCCCAAACAUAUAGUUGUCUGAAAUUUCUUUUUGUGCUGUAGCAUAAACAUAACUUUUCACUGGUACCAAGGGGUCAAGAUGAAACCCUGAAAAACAACCCCAGAGCAUUACCCUUCCUCCACCAAACUUUGCUGUUAGCACUAUGCAAAGGUGGCAUCCUAUGACAGUGCCAUGUUUAAAGUCACUGUAGUAUGAUCCAUUCUACUGACAAUGUUUGUCUAUGGAGAUUGCAUGGCUGCACAUGCUUUUAUACACUUGUUUGCUAAACACCAGAACUCAAUAAUAUCCACAUACUUUUGGCCAUGUAAUGUACUUUAAACAACCAAUGGACUAAAACCAAAAUUGAACUAUCACUAAAAACACUGUUUGUAUUCUUAUAAAAAGAAUCACAAGAGACUCAGUGAGUGCAGUGAGGCAGGUAACCAUGUGACACCAUAUGGACCAAUCAGAGUUAGGGGGAGGGCUCAGAACAAAUAAUGUAGUGAUUAGUAGUUCUGUUCAGCAAGUUGCCCAUGCUACACCAUACAAGCUCAAACUACAGCAUCACUGAAUAUUUGGCGUCAAAACAUUAUCAUUUGAAGUGUUGCCAUUAUUUUCAGGAGAUCAGAACUGCAAUCCCUGGUUAUGCCACAGCCAUUUGUGGUCCAAAGUCCAAGGCAGAGUAAUUGGCCUUCUCCCCCCCCAUCUCUGAGCACUAUGCUAGCCAAAAUGACAAAAUUGCCAGUUAGCAUUCUCCUCCAAGCCUGUUUAACAUUUGUGGUCUAACAUUUGCAUUUAACAUAUUGGAGAAAAAAGAGAAAAAAAUUAAAUUACAUUUUAUUUUUUCUUAACAUUUACAAUAUGUUAAAGCCAGCAAAUAGAUAAAUAAUGCACUAAAAUGUACAGAAACAGCCAAAUUUCAGCGUGUUCUCCAUGCAGGAUGUGUUAACUUAUUCUGACAAAGCAACACAAAAUUUUAUUUGACCGGGGCUGUUCAAACUUUUGAAGAUAUCUUAGAGAUAGAUAUAAUGUUCACAUUUUAGGCAUUGUCAUUGACCUACAGAAGUCACACUACAUACUUUUGUUGAAAAUAUUUCCGCAUUGUAUUUUGAAUUUUUAUUUAAAAUUGCAAAAUAAUGCACAAUAUUACAAACCACAUGAGCACCUGAUUAAAUAAACGAAUAAUAAGUGAGUUGAGUGUUUGAAUAACCACACUCAUCCAUAGUCUGGAGAGGAGGAGGAGGACAGCGGUUGAUGGAGUUAAUGGGGUCAUGUGUAGGGGUGUAUGUGUGGAGAAGGGAGAGGUGGAAUGUGGACUGUUUGCACAAAUGAAAGCCAUUUGGAAUCAGAACUGUAUCAAUAUGUGUGUAUUGGAGAUAUACUGGAUCUUUCUGAAGAGAACUAUGACCAGGCUAUGAACACUUGUUGGCCAUGGACAAAAUGGACAAAGUCUUCGACUAUAAGGUCUAACGGCAACUUUGGGAUAAAUAUAUUUUGGUGCUUGGACCCCUCACCACACAGACACCUGUUACAGAAAGAAAGAGGAGAAAAAAGCCCUCUCAAACCAGCGGAAGGCCGAAACACAAACUCUAGGUUUUUAUUUUAUAUUGCGAAGGGUUGCGGGGAUUGACAUUAACUGUGUUUGGUAAAAUAAUACAUUUGAUAUUAACAAAAAAUACAUCUGUAUUGAAAAUAAUUUUCCUUGAAGAAAAAAAAAGACACCCAAAAUACGCAUUCGGAGGAAAUUGCUGUUCUAAUUCUCACUAACCUGUCGUCUUCCCUAAGCGAUCGUCACAUACACAGUCAUGGGAAAAGAAGACAUUUUAAAAAAGAGUGAAAAAAGUACAGAAGAGAAAAAAGAAAUCCUUUUCCUGGACCAGUGGCCUGACCAAGCACUGUUACUGACAGUAUUGAACAGAACUGGACUGAUUUAGGCCACUGAAUCACUUUGCUUGAACUGUGAAGGACAAUGUGUCAUAUGCUUACAGAUAAAAGGCAGUGAAAAUAAAAGUGGUUUGUUUUCAAGGUUAGCCCACUUCAUAAGAGAACCCGUUCUCCAUUAUUUAUGCAACAAAAAAGAGGAAGAAAGCGACCGUUUCUGCUCAAAGUUUUUCCCAGACAUUGUUGUAACACUGCCAUCCACGAGAAAAAAAUAACAUGAAGUCUUUAUUUUCCUUUACGUUUUUAAUAUUUAAAAAAAAAUAAAAUAAAGAAAAGGGCAAAAAGAUAUUUUUGAAAAAAACAAACAAACAAACAAAAAAAAGACAAACAGGAAAAGAAGCUGACUUACCAAACUGAGUCGCGUGAAAAAUGGAUGUUAUAGAUAAAUGUGGCUGAUGGACUUUUAUUUUGUAUAUCAGAGUUGAGAAUUAAUUUAACUUGUUGCGUAUGUUGUGUGUCUGACAUUUUUUUUAUAUCCCUUUUUUUGUAAGACCUUAUUUUUGUCCUUUCUGUGUCGCGUCACCAGCUCUGAGGUUCUGGAUGGGAAAUCUUGUUGGACGAUCUGUGAUAAUAAAAGAAAUAUGCAACGGCUUUGGCCUCGGGUCACUGGGACGGCGUGGGCCAAAACAAACAAGUGCAGAAUUCCGCUGUGUAUUGGUGCAGGACAACAGGAUAUUACAGCGUGAGAGAGGUACAGCGUUUGUGCAUUGAAACAUACUUAUUGACAUGUGACAGGAGGAGUUAUUGACUAUUCAUUUUCAGUCUUAUAAAACCUAUUUUGUCAUUUUGAGGGAGGUUAUUAACAUUCGCUCUUUGUCAGUAUGCACCAGUAUGGAAUGUCUGGCUUGGUAACAGUGACUGUUAAUUAAUUGGGACGCCCUUGACCUCCCAGCAACCUCUAUAUUUCACACAUUGAAUAUAAGACAAUCCUUUUGGAAAAACUCAGUGCAAUGGCUAUAAAAGAAUGUGUAGCUGUCAAGAAGCUGGUGCUCUCAGAAUAAUAGACUGACCACCCCAGAGUCCAGAAGUCGAGUGUUGAAUGUGUGUUAAUGGAACAUGAAAAGUAAAAAAUGCAACCAAAGUCUUGGAGAAAAAAAAUAAGGGAUAGA
Pygocentrus nattereri (red-bellied piranha) is the source of this 14004-nucleotide messenger RNA. It is a transcript of the gene cdh23, whose product is annotated as cadherin-related 23. Gene Ontology annotation, cellular component: plasma membrane. The record is from RefSeq and is a predicted model, not a curated record. Gene Ontology annotation, biological process: homophilic cell-cell adhesion. The transcript is spliced from 69 exons. Gene Ontology annotation, molecular function: calcium ion binding. Lineage: Eukaryota; Metazoa; Chordata; Actinopteri; Characiformes; Serrasalmidae. The coding region runs from base 88 to 10182 and encodes 3364 amino acids.